AUGUCGAGCCCCAUUUUCCUCCAAAGAGAGUUCCUAGCCACUGCUGUCCGUGGGGAGCUGGCCAUCCCAAAGGGAUUUUCUCCGGGCCGUAAAAAGCCGCUUUCAGUUCUCUUUCGGCCUGAGUUGGCUUGCCAUGGGGGCCGGGUGGUUUCCGACACCUCGCGGUGUGAUGCACGCCGGGCUGCUGCGUGCUGCGGGCUAACGCUGCCUUGCCUGUCCCCUCUCUGCAGUAACAACAACCCCUACGCCUCCUUCGGAGCCACGCUGGCGCGGGACGAGGAGCAGAACCUGUGGAGUACCCCGCACGACGUGACCCAUACGGAGGCGGAUGACGACCGGGUGCUGUACAACAUGAUCGUGGUCAGGAACCAGCUGGACAAGGACUCGGAGGAAUGGCAAAAGCUCAACUAUGAUAUUUAUACUUUACGGCAGACACGAAAAGAAGUGAGAAGCAGGUGGAAACACAUUUUGGAGGAUUUAGGUUUCCAGAAGGAAGCAGACUCCCUCUUGUCAGUGACCAAACUCAGCAUAAUCAGUGACUCUCAGAACAUGGGCAAAGCCCGGGACAUCCUGUUAAAGCUCUCUGAAGAGACAAACAUCUUCCCAACCAGCUGGGAGCUUUCUGAGCGCUACCUCUUUGUGGUGGAUCGGCUUAUAGCUCUGGAUGCUGCAGACGAGUUCUUCAAGAUGGCCAGCGUGGUGUAUCCAAAGAGACCCAGCGGGGAAAGACUGGAUGAUAGCCAGAAGACCCCACAGUGCAUCUCUGUUGUGAUUCCCUGA
Mesitornis unicolor (brown roatelo) is the source of this 780-nucleotide messenger RNA. It is a transcript of the gene MREG, whose product is annotated as melanoregulin. Gene Ontology annotation, cellular component: melanosome. Gene Ontology annotation, biological process: melanosome transport; melanocyte differentiation. The transcript is spliced from 5 exons. The record is from RefSeq and is a predicted model, not a curated record. The coding region runs from base 1 to 780 and encodes 259 amino acids. Lineage: Eukaryota; Metazoa; Chordata; Aves; Mesitornithiformes; Mesitornithidae.